Cuscuta campestris is the source of this 1842-nucleotide messenger RNA. The record is from the annotation of a GenBank genome assembly. Lineage: Eukaryota; Viridiplantae; Streptophyta; Magnoliopsida; Solanales; Convolvulaceae.
CCCUGCCAAUGUCUUUUAACAUUUUCCCAAAACAACAAGUAUUCCGUACCGUUAACAAAUGGAGAACUAUUGUUGUCAUUACUAGCCUCAUACCAAAACACCUUUGACAAAAUACCCUUUUCAUUCUCUUUUGAAUUUGUCAAGUUUGAUGACCAUCCCACGGUACCUCCUAAAAACGACUCUAAAUGUCGAUCAAAGAUAAAUAGAUAAACGUCGUCACAAAAUAUCUCAAACUCCAUGCGGUUAGAAUGAAGUUCAUAGCUUCUAUCGGGGUGAAUAUGAGAGGAUUCUUGGUGAUGAAAUAGAGGAAGUAUGUGACUUGGUUAAAAUUUCUAGACUCGAUGGUGUACAACACCAAGUCAACGAACUCCGAGAUGAUUGGAGGUAUCAUCUCGGUAGGAGGAGGGUCGUGGUUUAUCAAAAAAUUUACGUAAUCAAUCAAACAGACAAUCUCAAAGAAGAUAUGACCUAGGGUUACGCUCUUUGGAGUGAAAUUUGUCUAGAGAUGAAGGAAAGUAUAAAAUAUAGAUUAGUCGCCCUUGCUUGAAUAGUUCACAAAUACUAUGUCGCUUUCUAAAAGAUCUCAUUACAAUUCUUUUAAAUUUUAUUUUUUAAAAGUAAACACAAAAUGUCAAGGACAUGUGUUGAAAAUGUUGGAUGGUCAUUGUUGGUUGUGCUUUUCUAAAAUUGUUGGCCAUCUAGUUUGUAAACAGUCAUAUACUAUAUUAUAUUUUUCCGCAAAAUGCCAAGCAUCUUUAUGGACUCCAAGAUAUCGAGAUUCAAAGACAUCAUAAUUUUCUCAUUGUUUUUUGUAAGAAUGAGGGGGUUUUUGUUCAUUAUUGUAUGAUUAGACUUCACUCCCUUUUUACAACUCUAGCAUUUUUACAGUAUACAAGGGAAUUGUAUUCCAAAAAGAGAAUUUUUGGAGGUGUCUUUGGUAAAGGUAUAGUUGUCUCUUCCAAUCCAAAUACCUUUGCCAUCUUGGAUGAGACUAUUAUACACGAUAGACCAAAGAGUGUAACCCUAGGUCAUAUUUUGUUCGAGAUUGUCUGUUUGGUUGAUUACGUAAGUUUUUUUGAUAAACCACGACCCCCCUCCUAUCAAGAUGAUACCUCCAAUCAUCUCGGAGUUUGUUGACUUGGUGUUGUACACCAUCGAGUCUAGAAGCUAUGAACUUUAUUCUAACCGCAUGGAAUUUGAGAUAUUUUGUGACGGCAUUUAUCUUUGAUUGACGUUUAGAGUCGUUUUUUGGAGGUACUGUCGGAUGUUCAUCAAACUUGACCAAUUCAAAAGAGAAUGAAAAGGGUAUUUUGUCAAAGGUGUUUUGGUAUGAGGCUAGUAAUGACAACAAUAGUUCUCCCUUUGCUAACGGUACGGAAUACUUAUUGUUUUGGGAAAAUGUUAAAAAGACAUUGGCAGGGACAAAAGCUGUAACUAAUUAGAAAUGUUCAAUACUAUCCACACGAGACUCCCAUGGGAGACCUCGUAUGUGAGUUGAUGAAGAAGUUUCCAAGCAUUGUCCCAACAAUCUUCGGUGCAAUGGCGAAAGGAUUUCGGAAGGCGGGGGAAGCACCGUAUAGGAUUCAUUUGAAAAAGCUUGGAGGAACAAAGGUGUACAAGAGUGCUCUCCUAAACAAGGUUUCAGAGCUUUAUCCAUUCAUGGAUAAUCCCAACACUGUUUCUUGAAUCUAUUACCAUUUCUUUCUCUAUCAAGUUCGUAGAAGACUUGUACAAAUUAUUUGAUCAAACUUGAUGUAAAACACUUAUCUAUUUGCUUAACUUGUUUGUAUUAGGGCACUUCUUUGGCGUGUAUGAACAAAUUAAUAAGUAGAUUAGUUUUUA